This is a messenger RNA of Zea mays, 2220 nucleotides long. RefSeq lists its product as uncharacterized. Gene Ontology annotation, biological process: protein phosphorylation. The record is from RefSeq and is marked provisional. The transcript is spliced from 2 exons. Lineage: Eukaryota; Viridiplantae; Streptophyta; Magnoliopsida; Poales; Poaceae. Gene Ontology annotation, molecular function: protein kinase activity; ATP binding. The coding region runs from base 78 to 1889 and encodes 603 amino acids.
CGCCCCUGGAUCCGGGAUCCGAUACUGAGUACCAGGACUUCCAGUUUCGGUUCAUCCCGGAGGCGUUCGAGCUCCAGAUGGGCGGCGUUCCCGUCGGCGGCGGCGGGGCAAGGAACGGAGACGGUAAGGUGACGGAGAAGGUUCUUGAGUUCGAGUUCGACAAGGUCAGGAUUAGCAUUGCGUCCAGGGACGACGAGGCGGACGGAUACGCGCCGCCGAGGAGCUCCUUCUCCGGGGCGAGCCACCCGCCGGAGCCAGUGGACGAGACGGACACCGUCUUUGUCGCUGUCGACGGCCGGGAGAAGCCGGUCCCGAAGCCAGUCAUCUCGUGGGACGCGUCCAGGCCGCCGAGCGGCGCGGCGAGCCCAGACAGCAGCAUCGACAGCUCCGGCGCCACGGCCACGGUCACCAGCAUCGCGCCGAGCUGCACCGUCACCAGCCGCAGCGCCAAGACCAGCGUCAGCAGCAGCGCGGCCAGCGACGGCAGCGGCUGGAGCAACGGCACCAGCAGCGGCUGCGGCGGCAGCGCGGGGAAGCCGCACAAGGGCGGCGACCCCAGGUGGAAGGCCAUCCUCGCGGCGCGCGCGCGCGAGGGACCCCUCGCGAUGGGCAGCUUCCGGCUGCUGCGGAGGCUCGGGUGCGGCGACAUCGGGACGGUGUACCUGUCGGAGCUCAGCGGGGGAGGCCCCGGAAAUGGCGACGUGGCAAGGCCCUGCUGGUUCGCGAUGAAGGUGAUGGACAAGGCGUCGCUGGAGAGCCGGCGGAAGCUGAGUCGCGCGCAGACGGAGCGGGAGAUCCUCCAGCUGCUGGACCACCCGUUCUUGCCCACUCUGUACGCGCACUUUGAGACCGACCGGUUCGCCUGCCUUGUCAUGGAGUUCUGCCCCGGCGGCGACCUCCACGUGCUCCGGCAGCGACAGCCCGGCAAGCACUUCCCAGAGCACGCGGCAAGGUUUUACGCCGCAGAAGUGCUCCUUGCGCUGGAGUACCUGCACAUGCUUGGGGUGGUCUACAGAGACCUGAAGCCGGAGAACGUCCUCGUGAGAGAAGAUGGCCACAUCAUGCUCUCCGACUUCGACCUCUCCCUUCGCUGCGCGGUCUCGCCGACGCUGGUGAGACCUUCCCUGGGCUCCGACCCCAGGAACGGGCAGGCCUGCGCCCAGCCCACCGCCUGCAUCCAGCCCACAUGCUUCAUGCCCAAGCUCUUCGGCCAGAGGAGCCAGAAGAGCAGCAGCAGCAGCGCCGCCAAGAAACCCAAGGGCGGCGCCGAGCCCAGCCCCAGGCUGCAGCAGGCGGGCACCGGCCUGCCCGAGGUCGUGGUGGAGCCGACCGGGGCGCGGUCCAUGUCGUUCGUGGGGACGCACGAGUACCUCGCCCCGGAGAUCAUCAAGGGCGAGGGCCACGGCAGCGCAGUGGACUGGUGGACGUUCGGCAUCUUCCUGCACGAGCUCAUGUACGGCAGGACGCCGUUCAAGGGGCAGACGAACCGCGGCACGCUGUUCAACGUCGUCGGCCAGCAACUCAAGUUCCCGGACUGCCCCGGCACGAGCAGCGCCAGCAGGGACCUGAUCAGAGGCCUGCUGGCCAAGGAGCCCCAGAGCCGGCUGGGCGUGAAGAGGGGCGCGGCCGAGAUGAAGCAGCACCCCUUCUUCGAGGGCGUCAACUGGGCGCUCAUCCGGUGCAGCACUCCCCCCGGCGUGCCCAGGGCCGUCGAGCCCGCCACGGUGGCAGUGGCACUGCCUGCGCAGGCAAAGCCGAAGCCGGCGCCGGCGCCGGCGCCAGCGGAGAGAGUGGAGAUCAACAGCGGCGGCGGUGGCAGCAAGAGGAUUUCUGGGGCUUCUUCCGGUGCUGAGUGCGGAGGGAAGUUCCUAGACUUCGAGUUCUUUUAGCUAGUCUUCGACUCUUCGUUGACGAUACUCGUUGCAGUUCCAGUUGUAGGUGUAGUUCCAUACUCUGGAGUGCGAGCGUUUGGUCAGUGACAUGUCUGGUUGGUUCCAAUUCUAGUGUGUGGUAUUACCUAACCUCACUGUGUUGCUUGUUGGGAGUUGAGACUUGAGAGUCAUCCCAUGUCACUAGGCAGUAUAGACAAUAGUAGUUAGUUACUUAGGCAAAUAGUAACUAUGAAGUUCGAUUAGUCGAAGAAACGAUUUUCAUCAUGUCUGUUGCCAGGGGCGACGCCAUAGUCAGUCACUUUCCCCGGUGCCAAUGCACCGUGGUUCC